AUGGACUAUAGCCAGCUUACCGUCGCCAAGCUCAAGGAUGAAUUGAAAGAACGCGACAUCCCUAGCACCGGCCUCAAGCUCAAGAAGGACUUUAUCGAUCGUUUGGAGCAGCACGACCUGGAGAACACUUCCGCAGAAGACCCUACGUCUGCUCAACCUGCUGAUUCGGAUCCGCUCACUACCACCGCUUCAACUACUGCGACGCACCCUCCUACUGCUACCGAUCCUCCUGCUUCCACGCUUUCACUACCAGUCACCGAGCACAAGUCAGAAGAAGACAAUGUGGACCCCGCUCAAGAGACAACUACGGUCCUUGCUCCAUCAUCACCCAAGCCUGGGGUCAUGGACCACUCACCAACCGCCGCUAAUUCUGAGCCUGCCACACUGGAAGAGUCUGCCUCAGCCGACGCUAAAAAGAGAAAGAGAAGCAGUCCCAGUCCUGAUGAACCUCAAGACCUUGUCCACAAGAAGCUGAAGCAAGACACUGAAGGCGGCCAAGAUGCUGUCGAGAGCGACGUAGCUAUGCCCGACGUUCCACUGGAGCAAUCCGACAUCACCCUUCAGCCCAUGUCCACCAGCGACGACUUGACCCAGCCAUUCAUCAACGACCAAGACAAGCCCAGAUCAACACGGAGUCCCAAUGAGCGUCGUUUCAAGAACCUCAUCAAUCCUGCCGAGUCCGAUUCCGUCCAGCCCGCAUCCGAGCCCGCCGAUGUUGCUGUAUCUCCUGCGAUUCACCCUGCCACUCGUGCUCUGUACAUCCGUCAUCUGGUUCGUCCAAUCAACCCUAGUGCCUUGAGAGAUCACCUUGAAGACAUUGCCAGACCUCCGGACCAUUCUGACACAUCCGCGUCCUUGGUUGAAGAAUGUUAUGUCGACGCUCUUCGCACACACGCCUUUGUCCUGUUUACAUCCAUCUCUGCUGCCUCCAGAGCACGAGCUAGCACCCACGCUCGAAUCUGGCCAUCAGAGCCCAUGCGUAAGCAACUAUGGGCAGACUUCUUCCCCGAAGAGCGCUUCCAAGAAUACCUUGAUACUGAGCGGGCAAGCGGUGGCUCAAAACCUAGUCAGGCAAAACGCUGGGAGCUUGCUUACAAUCCCCUCGAUGACGGUGUUGAUGUACAGCUUAUCGAGGCAGGUCCUGCUGUCGUUCACCGUGCUUCGACGCAUGCUGGCGCACCAAAUGCUCCUCCCACUGGGCCAAGGGGCAGCAUGUCGAGCGGAAGACGUCCUCCGUUUGCCCAGGGUGAACAAAGACGUCCCUCGUUUGCUCAGAGUGAACAGAGACGUUCUCCUCAGCCUGUUCUCGCACCACCACCUCCACGUCGCAGCUCGAGGGUAGUCGAAGAAGCCACCGCCCCUUUCCUUGAGUUGGACAAGCUCUUCAACUUUACCUCAACCAAGCCAAAGCUAUACUGGCAGCCAGUAAGUGAUAAUCUCGCCGAUGACAGGCUCGACGAGCUCGAUCGUGAGACCAGUAGAGACUGGGAUCCACGAGCCGACAUGAAGAGGAAUGGUGACUCGCUGGGUCGCGGUCUCGAUCAGCUCAAGCGGUAUACCUUCGAGGAUGGCGAUGUUCUUGUCGAUGGAGGUCCAGAGUUUGGAGGAGGUAGAGCAUUUGCGCGAGCUGGCAAUCGUGGACGUGGUCGAAGGAACGGAGAUAGAUACCAUGGGCAUUAG
Molecule: messenger RNA, 1680 nt
Organism: Aureobasidium namibiae CBS 147.97
Lineage: Eukaryota; Fungi; Ascomycota; Dothideomycetes; Dothideales; Saccotheciaceae
Exons: 1
Coding region: 1-1680 (559 amino acids)
Source: RefSeq, a predicted model, not a curated record